Messenger RNA from Alternaria arbusti, 681 nucleotides. RefSeq lists its product as uncharacterized. The coding region runs from base 1 to 681 and encodes 226 amino acids. The record is from RefSeq and is a predicted model, not a curated record. Lineage: Eukaryota; Fungi; Ascomycota; Dothideomycetes; Pleosporales; Pleosporaceae. The transcript has a single exon.
AUGUCUUCUCAUACAGGCACCUUCAACGUUCCUGCUACACGGGCAAGCCGCUAUGUAGACCCCGAUGUGCAUGAGGAGCUUGUAUUGGCCUUCGCGGAUCUGGAAGUUCGUCACGAGGAGCUCGAACGAAACUACGAUGACCUCGAGUAUGCGUACGAUCAGGCGAAGGCACUCGUCGAGCUCGCCCCUGACGACUCCGACGCCACAGAAAUGCCUCCCAACUACAACAAGACGAACAAUGACCCCUCAAACGACGACUGGUACGGCCCCUGUAUCGAGGCUCAGGCUAAGGUCCAGACUCUCGAGGCAGAAGUCGCCAACCUCAAGUACAAGCUCUUCGUUUCUGGGCUUACCGACCAGCCAUGGAGCGGAACCGUUGUUGCGCCUGCAGCCGAGAAUACUUCCCCCAACGAGCCACCGGAUGAAACCACUGUUACGUCUGCGGCCGAGACUGCUUCCCCCACUGACGAGCCAUCGGAUGAAACCAUCGUCGCGCCUGAAGCUGGUCCUGCUCCCACCGACGACGAGCCGAGAGGCCACAAGCGUACUCUCUCGCAGUCCGAGGUCGCAUCAACUGAGAAUGUCGAGAGCAAGAAGGCCCGCCCUGCAUUCUGGAGUGGAGACCUGACGAGGCGACCUAAGAAAAACCCAAAGAGACGUCAAGCACAGACACAGGUUUGA